AUGUCAACCCAGAAACUGAAGAACAUCUCCCACUCAGACACGAGCAAUUCGACUGUUGGGCAUCUGCGAUGGCAACUCAAGGUUGAUGGGAUGGCAACCAUCAAUAAGCCACCACAUCACAAGCUUUUUGACUCUCGUGCUUCAGCAAUCAGUCCUGUACUACAGCGGUGGCUUGACACCCCAAACACUAAAUCGUCUUCAUUGUCUGCCCCAGUUUUCAACUUCACUAUUGGACAUGAAGUCAUCAAUUUUUUUCGCCCGCAGGUGCCUACUAUUCCUGCAAUGCCACUGGCAGCAGCUCCAGCCCCUUUUGACCCUACUUGUACCUCUCUCCUUCAUCCAUCUCGUAUGCAAGGAACAGAUAUGCCACUCAAUGAGUUCUGUGCAGAAUAUGACCUAGGCAACACUAUCCACGUGAAGUUUGCUGAGAAUGCCUACAAGGAAGCUUGA
Suillus paluster is the source of this 450-nucleotide messenger RNA. RefSeq lists its product as uncharacterized. The transcript has 2 exons. The record is from RefSeq and is a predicted model, not a curated record. The coding region runs from base 1 to 450 and encodes 149 amino acids. NCBI's taxonomy places the organism in Eukaryota, Fungi, Basidiomycota, Agaricomycetes, Boletales, Suillaceae.